AUGGGGGAUAAGCUUCAUCGUCGAGAGGGAAACAGCCCGGAUCACCAGCUAAGGCCCAUAAAUGACCGCUCAGUGAUAAAGGAGGUGGGGGUGCAAAGACAGCCAGGAGGGGAGCAUUCCGCCUUAGAGGGAAGCAACCGCGAAAGCGGGGGUCGACGAAGCGGAAGCGAGAAUGUCGGCUUGAGUAACGAAAAUAUUGAUGAGAAUCCAAUGCCCCGAAAACCCAAGGUUUCCUCCGCAAGCUUAGGUGGAAGGCGAAGAAGGCCCCCUUCCGGGGGGGCCCGAGCCAUCAAUGAGAUACCACUCUGGAAUAGCUCGGAUUCUAACCUUGUGUCAGACCAGCGGGCGAAGGGACAGUCUCAGGUAGAUAGUUUCUAUGGGAUAGUUAACAGUCAAUGA
Triticum turgidum subsp. durum (durum wheat) is the source of this 399-nucleotide messenger RNA. NCBI's taxonomy places the organism in Eukaryota, Viridiplantae, Streptophyta, Magnoliopsida, Poales, Poaceae. The record is from the annotation of a GenBank genome assembly.